This is a messenger RNA of Canis lupus familiaris (dog), 2995 nucleotides long. It is a transcript of the gene RGS4, whose product is annotated as regulator of G protein signaling 4. The coding region runs from base 107 to 724 and encodes 205 amino acids. The transcript has 5 exons. Lineage: Eukaryota; Metazoa; Chordata; Mammalia; Carnivora; Canidae. The record is from RefSeq and is a predicted model, not a curated record.
CUCGCCGGCAGCUCGCAGGAAUCCGACCGCAUCUUGCUCCCCUCCGAAGGCGCAGCUCCUCCCGCUGCAUUUCCAACCCCAGCUCGCGAACCCCACGCCGCACACCAUGUGCAAAGGACUUGCAGGCCUGCCGGCUUCUUGCUUGAGGAGUGCAAAGGAUAUGAAGCAUCGGCUUGGUUUCCUGCUGCAGAAGUCUGAUUCCUGCGAACACAAUUCUUCCCACAGCAAGAAGGACAGAGUGGUGGUUUGUCAGAGGGUGAGCCAAGAGGAAGUCAAAAAAUGGGCUGAAUCACUGGAAAACCUGAUUAGCCAUGAAUGUGGGCUGGCGGCUUUCAAAGCUUUCUUGAAGUCUGAAUACAGUGAGGAGAACAUUGACUUCUGGAUUAGCUGCGAAGAGUACAAGAAAAUCAAAUCACCCUCUAAACUAAGUCCCAAGGCCAAAAAGAUCUAUAAUGAAUUCAUCUCCGUCCAGGCAACCAAAGAGGUAAACCUGGAUUCUUGCACCAGGGAGGAGACAAGCCGGAACAUGCUAGAGCCCACGAUAACCUGCUUUGAUGAGGCCCAGAAGAGGAUUUUCAACCUCAUGGAAAAGGAUUCCUACCGCCGCUUCCUCAAGUCUCGAUUCUAUCUUGACUUGGCCAACUCUUCCAUCGCCGGGUCAGAGAAACAGAAAGGGGCCAAGAGCUCUGCAGACUGUCCUUCCCUGGUCCCCCAGUAUGCCUGAUUCUCACACACACCGGAGGGCUGAAAUGCCAAGACUCUAUGCCUGGAAAACCUGAGGCCAAAUAUUGAUCUGUAUUAAGCACCAGGGCUUUAUCCACAUCGUAGCUUAGUGUUCAUGCUGCCUGACGUGCGUGAGUCACUCCCAUGUAAGAAAUAGAUUUAGUUUUGAUGUUUGGUGUCCAUCAGGGCAGGACCUCAUUCCAGUCCAGCUUUCCCAGAUUUCCUUUUGGGUGCCAUGUGAGCAAGUAUCCAAAUAAUGGUUUUGUAGGGGUGGCUUUUCAAAGACUGUUGCAGUCUUCUCCUCCCAAUGGCUUGACCUCAGGUUGGUUGGUUGGUAACAUUUCAUGUGACAUCUACAAGCACAUGUAUUCUGUUGGCACUUUCUCUAAACUCUACAUGUUUAGAUGGGGUUGAUCUAUCGUGUGUACAUAUGUGUGUGUGUAAAUAUAUGUAUACACGUGUAUACAUAUAUUUACACACACAUAUAUAUACACAUUCUAUGUAUAUGUGUCUAUAUGUAUAUAUACAUAUAUAUUUCUGCAAGAAUAGAUAGGAAAGACCCUAGGUGCUCAUAACUAGAGUGUGCGUACAUACCUAAUGCAUGUUCUGAUCCCUGGUCUUUCAUCCUGCAAUCAAACAGGCAAGCAGAGCCCAUUCCCAUGCAGGCCAAGAAAGGAAUACUAACCUGUGGAAAGUUGGUUCUGUAAAACACUAUAGGUCCUGUCGGCCACACAUCCGAGGGACUCCAUGCGUAGCGUAACCACUGAUAGCUUCCACGUUGAACAGUAUUCUAAGGAGCAGAUAUCCUAAAGAAUCUUAAGCCCGGCUGACACAGUUCUGUCUUGAGCUGGUUAUUUCUUACAGCAUUUUGCAGUCCCUCAGCUGCUGGCCUUCCCUUCUUAGCCUGGGUGCUUGGCCAUGAUUGUCAGAAGCCAGGUUGCUAUGGAAUUGGGAGAGAAAAUGCUCGAACCGAAUGAAGACACGCAGGGAGGGCCUCGCCAGCUCUACCUGCUGUAAGAUACUGGCUGAGCGAGGGCAUGGAACUUCAAGGUUAAUAGUUUUAUCCUCUACUCUUUUUCUCUCUCCUGAUCAAGGGUGCUCUCCUCAUCUUGUCCCCCCCGGCCCCACCGCCCCGAGGACUUCAGACAUCAGAUGAGGCUCCUCCCUUCACUCGGUUGGUUGGUUGGUUCCCUAUAAUGGCUCCGGGCUCUAUGCCUUCAGUUAGAAACCAGCAGCAAGGGAAGGAUUGUAUUUUAUAAGCGGGAAACAUGUUUUCGCAAACUGAAAAGCCCUCCUAAGUUUCUCUUUUGAAAGGAGGACCUUGUUCAUUCCACCCUGAACAUCAGGGCUACUAGAGUCUGCAGGUAUACCUUUCCAGCCUCUGAGACUAAAUGAGAGAGGAAAGGAAAAAAGAAAACAAGAAACAAAAACCAGUCGAUAGAACUACUGUUUGGAACUUUUCAAGGCACGUGAAAUACUUGAAAAUUUCUCAUAUAUGUUAUUUAUGAUGUUGUUUUCUACAAUGUUUUUAUUAUUGUAUUGUUUUUUAAAUGGAGGGUGCAGGAUAUCACCUGAAUUAUUAAUGAAUGGCCAGGAAGUAAUUUUCUUCUCAUUCUUCUAAAACUCCAGCCUUUGAAGUGCACACACACACACACACACACACACAUAUGCAUGCACAUUGCACUAGUUCCUCCAGCAUAAAUUGCAUACGUGAGCACCUUGUGGCUUGUAAACCAACAGAUGGGGUUGCACAAUGAAAACCAGAGUGUGCAUAGACCAAUCUCACCCUAUUAAAGAUGUAGGUUCUUUCAGUUAUGCCCUUCUUGUCUCUGGCAGUCUUAUUUUCCAUGUUCCCAGAAUUCCUCCCCUCUGUCCCUUUUAUUAUACAUGGUUCCACAGUUUUGUCUCUAGUUGACUCCAGGAUCCAGACGUGUAACUCUGUUGAUCUUGCCCUAUUAUAACUGUCAUUAUUCUCAGAUUGUACCUGUGCUCACGGGCUGCUGUCUUACAAAGAGAUCUGGAAGGUCAUUCUGAAUGAGAAGUAAAUUAUUUUAUGUAAUACAAUUUUCAAGUGUGUUUUUCAAUUGUAUUUACCUCUUAUUUUGCCACCAUUUGAGAUGCUGAGCCAACCUGCUCAUGGCCUGUGGGCAGAACUCUUCUUCUCUUUGCAUGCCUGCUUUUAUCAUGCGCUUUAAAGGCCUCAAAGCUGAUGCUUCCAGGGAAACACAUGCAUCUUAAUAAUAAGGGUAAAUAAAUGCUUCAUACGAAACUA